AUGGCUCGUAAUUGGGUAAUGGAAAUGCCACAUCGCAAUCAAAUUGUUGCUGAAACUGUUACCGAGCUCACUAGAAGGAGUUCCACUUCUCAAAGGCAGAGGAAGAAUCGUUCUCCCAAUCGACCAAGAUAUCGUGUUGCCGGUCACAACCGGUUAUUCUUAGAUUAUUUUGCUGAGAAUCCAGUAUAUACUGAUGAUCAAUUUCGACGGAGGUUUAGGAUGAAAAGGUCGUUAUUUAUGCAUAUAGUUGAAAGAGUCCAACAACGCGAUCCAUGGUUUCAACAAAAAUAUGAUGCAGUUGGUAAGCCCGGUUUUUCACCACUACAAAAAUGCACUGCAGCUAUGAGAUUAUUGGCAUAUGGAGUAGCAGCUGACCAAAUCGAUGAGUAUGUUAGAAUUAGUGAGAAAAGCUCACUCAAUGCCUUAAGUAGAUUUGUUGAUGUUAUAAUUGCCGAGUUUCAAGACGUGUAUUUGAGGAAGCCAAAUGAAGAAGACUUACAAAGGCUAUUGCACAUUGGAGAGGUGCGUGGAUUCCCAGGCAUGUUGGGAAGUAUAGAUUGUAUGCAUUGGGAGUGGAAAAAUUGUCCAACUGCUUGGCAAGGACAAUUUCAAGGUCGAGAUGGUAAAUCUACAAUAAUAUUAGAAGCAGUUGCAUCGGCAGAUUUAUGGAUUUGGCAUGCUUUUUUUGUAGUUCCGGGCUCAUCAAACGACAUCAAUGUACUAAAUCGAUCUCCAGUUUUUAAUGAUAUUUUUGAAGGAAGAGCCCCACCAGUCAAUUUUGAAGUAAAUGGUCACCAAUACAAUAUGGGAUAUUACCUAGCAGAUGGUAUAUAUCCAGAAUGGGCAACUUUUGUGCAAGCAUUUCGACUUCCACAAGGUCGAAAAGCAAAAUUAUUUUCGCAACGCCAAGAGUCGGUACGAAAAGAUGUUGAGCGUGCUUUUGGAGUUCUCCAGGCUAGAUUUGCUAUAAUACGAAACCCGGCACUAAUAUGGAAAAUAGAAGUUGUGCAAAAAAUAAUGAUAGCUUGUAUCAUAUUGCAUAACAUGAUUGUUGAAGAUGAACGACAAGGUUACCUUCACAAUGAAGAGUAUGGAGAUUUUAGGCAGUUUGAUCAAGCAGAAAAUGAUGAUGACUCGCCAACUAAUUAUAAUGUACGUUGGCGUGCCGAUAUGCAAACAUACCUAAGGAAUAGGAUGAGAGUACGAAAUACGGAAACCCAUAUUCAAUUGCGAGAUGACUUAAUGGAACAUAUCUGGGAUCGGUUUGGUCAUGAUGGUGAGGAAUAAAAUGUAUUUUUAUUCAUAUUAAUUUUAAUUUCUGAAUGUAUUUCUUUUUCUCUUUUAAUUGUGUUUAUGUUUUUUUUACUAUUGUUAAUGUGUUAUUGUAUGCAAAAGUUCUUAUCUCCAUAUUCAAUAUUAAUGCCAAUUUUUUUUAAGUACAUUAUAUAACUCAUAUUUAACAAUACAUUUGUAUGUUGUUUAAUACCAAAAAACAAUAAUUAAAAAAACAAGCAUAUAUACUAGUAGUAGUAGCAGCAGCAAUAAUAAUAAUAAUAAUAA
Messenger RNA from Chenopodium quinoa (quinoa), 1560 nucleotides. RefSeq lists its product as uncharacterized. The coding region runs from base 1 to 1287 and encodes 428 amino acids. The transcript has a single exon. Lineage: Eukaryota; Viridiplantae; Streptophyta; Magnoliopsida; Caryophyllales; Amaranthaceae. The record is from RefSeq and is a predicted model, not a curated record.